AUGAGCGGCAUUGUUGAAUUAAUCCCAACGCCAAAGUCGCAUCAGUUUGAGCCGCGACGCAUACGCGUUGGGCCCGAGACUGAACCGGUCAAGAUUGGGCGAGCUGUUGGGAGAAUUCAGGCAGCCAAAGACAACGCAGUUUUUGAUUGCAAGGUUUUAUCGAGAAAUCAUGCGCUUUUAUGGUACAAAAACGGCGAAUUUUUCAUAAAAGACACAAAAAGUAGUAAUGGAACGUUUGUUAAUACGGAACGACUUGGAGGAACCAGUCAAGAUUCGCCGCCACGUCAAGUAUUCUCCGGUGACAUUAUUCAGUUGGGCGUCGAAAUUAUCGAAAAUACGAAUAAAGUGAUGUACGGGUGCAUCUAUGCGCUGAUUCAAUGUUAUGAUGCUGAUGGAAAUUUGAUUCAAUUGAAUCGUGUCAAUGAUCCAUCAACCAUUAAAAACUCGAAUGAUUCGCUUAUUGUGAAUCGAGCAAUGUUCCAAAUGCAACAAUUCAUAUCGGAAGGGGCGUAUAGGGAAAAAAUGCGCGAGGAGAAGCUCAUCGAUUUGGUAACCCUUUUGGAUGAUGUCGAUCGCGCUUCAGAAACUGCUUGGAAAGCGCUGGUUAAUGAGGACCGACUACUUGCGAGGAUUGAAGCCUUGGAAGCGCAAUUGGCGGUUUGUUCGAAUAAUAACACACCGGAUAAACAGAAAGAAGAACUGCUCAAGAUGAUUGAUGAUAAAACCAAGUUCGAAGCGACCACUAAAGAAACUAUACGGCGUUUGCAAGAAGAGAUUGCCGAAACGCGUUGGCGUAUGCAAGAUAUGGAAAGAAGCUUGAACUCCACUGAAAAUACUUGCAAUCAGCUUCGAAACUCGAAUUCGGAUAUGGAGAAGCUUUUAUAUGAAUCUGCAUGCAUGUUUGAUCAGAAAAUGUUUGAAUAUGCAAAAUCGAGGAAAGAAUUGGAGAAAACCAAAAUUGAGCUAUACGAUCAAAUUCAUUUGCGCGAAGAAUGGGAGGCGAAGUUCAAAAAUCUGGAAAGAGAUGUCGAGAAUGCCUCGAAUGAUCUGGCGAUGUUGUGUUUUCGAGUUCGUGAAUAUUUGGAGAAGAGCAAUGGGAAUUUUAAUAGGGUCAUUAUCGUUUCGCUGCAAAAAGCGUUGAAGCAGGUCAUGGGUGAGAAUGACGUUGAGAUUGCUGGUAAAACUAAGGAAAAUGAAGAGCAAAUAAUCGACAAAAAUGCUGAAUCCUAUUUGAAAGAGACAUUGGCGUUGCAAGCGACUAUUCGCGAUCUCGUCGCUGAGCUUCAUCAGGCGAAAGAGACGAUUGAGAAUAUGCGAAUGGAGCGGAAUGGGGAAUAUCGAAAAGUGGAGUGCAAUCAAUUGGGCGUUGGAGAUGCCAGUUUGACGAUGACGGAAGCUGGAAGCGUUUCGGUUGUGCCGAACAAGCUAGCGCUCAAAACCGGCGACAUAACAACGAAUGGGGAGAAUGUGCCGAUGGAUUGCGAUACGCGUUUUUUGGACGAAGACUACGACGUUGUCGAUUCCGGUGUUGAUGAUGAUGGACUAGUGACGAGAGAGUUUGUCUAUCGCGGAAAGGCUUAUUGUCCGGUGCCUCCGACACCUAUGACGCUUGUAUAUAAUGGGGACUACAACUCACCUUAUAAAGUUACUGCCAAGAAAGAUUCAGAAGAGGAAAAUGUAUAUAUAUUUGAAUUGAGAAUUCCGAAUCUGAAAAACAAUCAUAGCGGAACUGUGCAAAUUUAUAUCAAAGUUGGGAAUGACAUGCUCACUAGAGAGCUUGAUCUCACAUUUCGCGGGUUCAACUUGCCGAAGCCGGAUGGUCGAGCGUUCCAUGAGCUCGACGGUGAAUAUCAAGUGAUUGGUGUUCCAUUGCGCUACGUGUUGCCUAAUGAAUAUAAUUUUGUUUGGUAUAAGAAUGGCGAACUGGUGCCGCCGCAACGGAAGAGAACGCAUCAGUAUAUUUCGAAAUCGAAGGUUUCACCACUGCCGGUUGCUGCACUCAAUAUUGGGAGGACGGCUGAGGAAACUGCUGGCUCCUAUCGAGUUGUUAUCGAAAAUAGUUCCGGUGAGAAUUAUUGCGAUAUCGAUAUAAUUCACGACACCUCUCGUCCGUUCUUCUACAAACUCGCCGAAUGCAACGCGUGCUUCCAUAAGCGUUGUGUUCCGGGAACCGAUUUCGACGCGCCGAACACGGGAAUGCGUGUGAACUUGAAAAUAUUCUAUGUGUCAUCAAGCGAAAAAAUGACGCGGGUAAUUUGGUCUUGUAACGAUCCACAGUUCGUUAAGGGCACGGAAUUCGAUCGAGAAGAUUCGCGACGAAGUGUUUAUAAAUAUGAAUCAAAAAUAUCAUUCACGAUGACGAUUCGAACCCUCGAGAUGAAAUUUAAGGUUACUGUUAUGAACGAGUUUGGUAUAAAAAAUGGCUACAUGAAUGUUGUUCUAAAAGGUAUCGCAAUUUUCUGA
This is a messenger RNA of Caenorhabditis bovis, 2463 nucleotides long. Lineage: Eukaryota; Metazoa; Nematoda; Chromadorea; Rhabditida; Rhabditidae. The record is from the annotation of a GenBank genome assembly.